Molecule: messenger RNA, 966 nt
Organism: Saccostrea cuccullata (small rock oyster)
Lineage: Eukaryota; Metazoa; Mollusca; Bivalvia; Ostreida; Ostreidae
Exons: 2
Cellular component (GO): extracellular region
Source: RefSeq, a predicted model, not a curated record
AUGGAUAGAUUUCAAAAACAGAGUAGAAAAAUAAAAAGACACAUUGCAGACAUUCAGAACUUUGAAUAUAGAUCUGAACAGCCAUCAAACAGAUCGGUAAAAUUUCUCUCAAUACUGAAAAAUUCCAGAAUUCACAAAAUAAAAGACACACCUAAACUUAAACGUCAUAUCAUGCUGUCACUGAAGGAGGAAACCUUCAUGAAGGAUGUGAUAAGGUUGCUGAGUGAAAUCCAAACCAAAGAAUCGGGGAAAAGACAACUAGACCGCGUCUGGAUCAGCGAUGUGAUGGAAAUCAAGAUGUUCCUUACAAACAUUGAAGGAGAAAAACUACGUCAUAUAACAGAUAUGGUUUAUACUUUUGGAACUGUUGGAUAUCAUGCAGUAACCUCUACCUGUGAUCUUAUUUAUGUCGACGCUGAUGGUAACAUGAUUAAACUAUCCAAAAAUUACAGAAAAAACACAUUGAUAAAGAAUACUGAAUCAAGAAAACCAUCUUGCUUAUAUAUCUCACGAUUAACAGGAGAUCUGCUGGUUGGCAUUUGGGAUAUAGGAAAGGCGGGCAUAGUAAACCGUUACAACAGCACAGGAAAACACAUACAGACCAUUCAAAACAAAUUAUGUAGUCAACCAGUCUACAUCACGGAAAACCGAAAUGGCGAUAUUAUUGUGUCUGAUUGGGAUCGUAAGGCUGUAGUGGUGACAGAGCGUGGAGGAAAACAUCGUUUCUCCUACACAGGACGUUCUUCAUCAUCAUUACCGUCAGGAAUCAUGCCAUGUGGAAUAUGUACAGACGUGUUUUCACUAAUCCUCGUGUGUGAUGCAAACACCCGUACAAUACAUGUAUUAGACAAGGAUGGUAACCAACUGUCGCAAAUAUGGACAAAACAACAAGUGAAAUACUUUCCACAUAGCCUGAGUUAUGAUGAGAAAACUCACCGAUUGUGGAUUGGAUUCAGCAACAACAGA